AUGGACUUGGUCGCCAAUCAAGACCAGCCAGCAUUUUCCACGAGCCUCCCAGAUUCCCUCGACGAUGUCCCAGCCAACGAAACCUUCUGGACAGGAACCCGAGACGAGUCCCUGGCCCAGAUCGAGCUCGGAGUUCUCACGGCCAUCUUCACCUUCACCGUCAUUGGAAACACGACCGUGCUCGCCGCCCUCGCCGCCCGGCGCUCGAAAAUGAGCAGGAUGUAUUAUUUCCUCCUCCACUUGUGCGUCUCAGACCUAAUCACAGCGUUCUUCACCGUCCUUCCACAACUGGGCUGGGACGCCACGUACCGCUUCCGAGGCGGCAACCUAGCCUGCAAAACAGUUAAGUUUGGACAGCUUUUGGGACCGUACUUGUCCUCGUACGUGCUCGUUGUGACGGCCGCGGACCGUUACCAGGCUAUCUGCUUCCCCCUCUCCAACUGUUCAUGGACGCCGACUAAGUCGAAGCUUCUCAUAUCCGCCGCGUGGGUGGCGUCCUUGUUGUGCUGCGUGCCGCAGGUCUUCAUCUUCAGCUACCAGGAGAUAUCUCCCAAAGUGUUCGACUGCUGGGGGACCUACGUCGAACCGUGGGGACUUCGCGCCUACGUCACGUGGUACGGGGUGUCCGUCUUCUUCGUGCCGUUGGUGGUCAUCAGCUUCACGUACGUUUGCAUUUGUCGUUCAAUAUGGCGGAACCUGUACCUCAAGAGAAAGAGCUCGGACGCUGAGUCCUGGAAGGGUAGUCGGGCGUAUCGAUUCAAGGGUACCGCACAGAACGGCACCAAGCAGGACUCCAGCUUCGUGGGACCUCGGAGUCAUUCGGUGAGAGGACUGUCCAGGGCCAAGAUCAAGACGGUCAAGAUCACGGUGGUGGUAAUCGCCCUGUACGUUGUCUGCUCGUCGCCCUUCAUCUGCGUCCAGAUGUGGAUGUACUGGAGUCCUGACGCGGACAUGGCUGACACGUGGACAAAUGCCACGGUGACCAUCCUGAUGCUGCUCAACAGCCUCAACAGCUGCGUGAAUCCCUGGAUCUACCUCCUCUUCAACCGCAGCCUGGUCAAUGCCCUAAGGUACCAGGUGUGCAGAUGCCCGGACAAGACCGGCAGCGCCGGUCCUUCCGGCGGGAUCGUGCCCGAGCUCACCACGCAGAACACGGAGGCCAACGUGCCCUUCAGCCGGCAGAGCUCCAGGGCCGAGCUCACUCUCCACAAGACGUCCGUGGCUUUUUCCAAGAGACCUGACAAGGCGUCAGAGCCUCCGCUUUCGAACAAACUGCCUCGAAGGGGCGUCCCGGAGACGAUCGCAAUGAGCUCCAACGAACAUGUGAUUGGGUGGAGCAAGAAACGAAUGUUUGGUGGCAGGAAAAAGUGUUCCUUCGAAGGCUUAAUUUCGUCCUGAUGAGCGGUGCGGUGAACGUAGACACGGGAAUGACUUGCAAUGGACGGACAAACCAGGAACUCGUGAGCUCUACCAACACCUCCCAGGUGGCAAGGCCGUAGUGCUGAGUUUCGAAAGUCACCUAUCGGAGUCGGGAUCUAAAUUGGACAAGGGAGCUGCCUAAGCGUUUGGCUGAAACUCACGUUCAGUCAGUGUCUAGAUAAAGAAUGGGCCCCGCCCGCGGGGGACCUGAAUGCUGGUACCUGCUCGAGCAGCGCAGCCGGGGAUUUUGAGUUGGGAUCCAAAUUGGACACGGGAGUCCGCUGUUCGCUGCGCACGCUCGGAACUAGCUCAUACUUA
Molecule: messenger RNA, 1737 nt
Organism: Ixodes scapularis (black-legged tick)
Lineage: Eukaryota; Metazoa; Arthropoda; Arachnida; Ixodida; Ixodidae
Product: vasopressin V1a receptor
Exons: 2
Coding region: 1-1398 (465 amino acids)
Biological process (GO): G protein-coupled receptor signaling pathway
Cellular component (GO): membrane
Molecular function (GO): peptide binding; vasopressin receptor activity
Source: RefSeq, a predicted model, not a curated record